Messenger RNA from Sinocyclocheilus rhinocerous, 1731 nucleotides. RefSeq lists its product as uncharacterized. The transcript is spliced from 10 exons. The record is from RefSeq and is a predicted model, not a curated record. Lineage: Eukaryota; Metazoa; Chordata; Actinopteri; Cypriniformes; Cyprinidae. Bases 70 to 1632 code for a protein of 520 amino acids.
GGUCCCAGUCACAACCAGAGUCGAAAGACUGGUGUCUCUCAUAUCAGGGCUCCGGAAACCAGUGCGGAAAUGACCAGUGACUUUCCUUCCGUUACUGCAGAGUCCUUCCUUCAAGAGCUUAAAAGCUCACUGGGUGAGGACAUACAUGAGGAUGAAACGGCACUUCAAGCCUCAACAGACUGGUCGACCCGAAAGAGCCUCAUAUCAGGGUGGUGGGAGAAAGAGAGACCCCGACUGGUCAACACCAUGGUGGCUCGACAACAUGCGGCAACUCGGAUCUGCCAACAUUGUGGAAAUGGUCCAGCCGUUAUCCGUUGUUGUGACUGCCGACCACACCCAUUCCUCUGUGGCCAGUGUGAUGUCAGGGUCCACCGAGGUCAAGUGUUCCACAACAGGGAUUCGAUGACACGUGCAUUUUUUCAUCCAUUGCCUCCCACAACUUGUGUUGUGGAGAGGGUUCUAACCCAGUGUGAGCGUCUUGUACCUUUGGAGAUGCCAGAGACAAUAUGCGGUUGUCUACGAGUAUCGUCCAGUGUCAUCGCAGGACAGUCCAUAGUUGUGGUUACAAUGAAUGGGCGAUAUGAUCUCAGAUUGCCUCAGAUUAGAUGCAAAGCAUGUGAAGCCACUUGGAGUCCUGGAGUGGAUGACCUGAUCCGUAAUGACUACUGGCCUGCCACUUCUCACUAUUCAACUGUGUACGCAACAGAUGUCCUUUUUUCUUUUGAAGAGCUGAAGAUGGCAGCACCAGGGAUGUCUAGCCAAGCAUUUCUUAGAAUGCUGGAUCAACGCACUGUUCGCUUUGGCCGUAGCGGAAACAUCACAGCAGACAGCUUCCGGAAAAGCUUCUUGGAGUGGGAAGCUGUCCGAUUCGAAGUGGACAAAUUAUGCCAGGAGGACCACUUUGACUGCCCAGCGUGCAGCCCAGACAUGCUUGCAGUAUCUGUUGAUGGAAACCAUAAGCACUACAGAUUCAAGAGUGCAGCAAGAUCGGAGGAAAAAGCCAUCUUUGAUGGCGUGUUCAUCGCGAAUGAUGAUGACGUCGCAAGAUUCGUGGACUAUGUCCAUACCUCAACCAGUCAUGUCUCUGGAAGAGGUGUCUGUGGAGGGCAAUGGUCAGCGGCGCGUGAAACGUCUCAGAAGUCCUCAGGAAAAACAGACGAGGAGGGCCUGGAACUCGCUGUAUGUCGUCAUGGGGUUCUCCUUCGUGCCCUCAAUAUGUUCAGGGGGGAGAUUUUUGCCUACCCCCUGUACCUCCAAAAGCAAAUGGCCUGUAAGCCAGUUACAUUUUUUGCAAUGGAUGUGGCAUGCAAGUACUGGCCUUACCUCCAGAGAGUGACAGAGAAAUGCCCUGAGCUUCAGGAUCUCCUGACCAUGAGGCCAUUUCUUUCUGUUUUUCAUGCCAAAGCUCAUGAUUUCAAAUGUGAGGUAAAAUGGAGUGGAGCAUAUCAGGAGGGGGCUGGUUCGACUCUUGGGGAAGAGGUGGAGCAGUGCAACGCCUUCCUCUCGAGGAUUGCUGUUACGACAAAGCACAUGUCAAAAGCAGGACGCAUAGACAUGCUGACGAUCAUGGCCAUGCGCUGGAACCAACAAAAGUUUGACAACUUGGCCGCCGAUAUCGGAAGGCCACAAUAGCCCUGCAAUGCCAGUUGCAUAACCUGGAGGCCAUGAAAACGGAAAUGGACAUCUCAGACAAUCAACUGGAGAGGUGGAUCAUUGAUAUCAAUGAGUGGG